This is a messenger RNA of Cynara cardunculus var. scolymus (artichoke), 698 nucleotides long. RefSeq names its product putative glycine-rich cell wall structural protein 1. The coding region runs from base 1 to 477 and encodes 158 amino acids. The transcript is spliced from 2 exons. NCBI's taxonomy places the organism in Eukaryota, Viridiplantae, Streptophyta, Magnoliopsida, Asterales, Asteraceae. The record is from RefSeq and is a predicted model, not a curated record.
AUGUAUUAUAAAUCACAUCUUUUUGAUAAAAUAAAUGCUAACUCGCUUAUUCUGGCCAGUUUGCUUCUACUUUCAACUUUAGUCAUGGUGUCGGAGAGUCGGGUGGCAAGAAAGGACCUGGGGUUAGAUUUGGGUGGGAUAGGUAUAGGUGCUGGAAUUGGGAUUGGAUUGGGAGGAGGGGGUUCAGGGUCUGGUGCAGGUGCAGGCUCUGGGUCUAGCUCUUCCUCCAGCUCCUCUAGCUCUAGUUCUAGCUCGAGUUCAGGAUCCCGAGGAGGAGGUGGAGCAGGAUCAGAAGCUGGCUCAUCUGCCGGUUCUCAUGCUGGAUCUGGUUCAGGAGGUCGGGGAAAAGGUGGUGGCGGUGGUGGUGGCGGAGGUGGUGGCGGUGGUGGUGGUGGACGUGGAGGAGGGUCAGGUGAGGGUUCUGGGGAGGGAAGUGGACAUGGGUCUGGACAUGGAGGUGGUGGAGAUCGCAAAUAAUUGGUGUCUUUUUUUAGAAGGUUUAUGAAUAAGGUAUGCAUGCAUGCGUGCAUGUUAAAUGGUUAAUUAUGUAAUUUGUGGCUUUUAGGCUAUGUAUGGUUAUUAGCUAGUCUCAUGUUGGGGUGAUUUAGUGCAACACAAAAGUGUGGGUUUAAUGGUACUCUCAUUGUAAUAUUCACUCUCUUUGUUCAUGCUAUAACCUACUAUUUCUUAUGGACUUA